CUCAGAAGUUGUCACAGAAACAAUUGUUAAAUACUCGAGAGAACUCUGUACUUUGCACCUCUCACUUAGAUCUACACUUGGAAACUUUUCUGAGGAGUUAAGCGUCCUUUGACCUCCUCUCUUGUGAAUUGCAGAAAUCAGACCAGACUACUUGGUAAAAUGACCUCUUGUGUUGCUGAAGAACCUAUUAAAAAGAUUGCUAUCUUUGGAGGGACUCACGGAAAUGAGCUGACAGGAGUGUUUCUAGUUACUCACUGGCUAAAGAAUGGUGCUGAAAUUCAGAGAGAAGGGCUGGAAGUGAAACCAUUCAUUACCAACCCAAGAGCAGUGGAGAAGUGCACCAGAUACAUUGACUGUGACCUGAAUCGGGUUUUUAACCUUGAAAACCUUAGCAAGGAGACGUCUGAGGAUUUGCCAUAUGAAGUGAGAAGGGCUCAAGAAAUAUAUCACCUAUUUGGUCCAAAAAAUAGUGACAAUUCCUAUGAUGUUGUUUUUGACCUUCACAACACCACUUCUAACAUGGGUUGUACUCUUAUUCUUGAAGAUUCCAGGAGUGACUUUUUAAUCCAGAUGUUUCACUAUAUUAAGACUUCCUUGGCUCCAGUACCCUGCUAUGUUUAUCUUAUUGAGCAUCCUUCCCUCAAAUAUGCAACCACUCGGUCCAUUGCCAAGUACCCUGUUGGUAUAGAAGUUGGUCCUCAGCCUCAAGGUGUUCUGAGAGCUGAUAUUUUGGACCAAAUGAGAAGAAUGGUUAAACAUGCUCUUGAUUUUAUACACCAUUUCAAUAAAGGAAAAGAAUUUCCUCCCUGUGCUAUUGAAGUCUAUAAAAUAAUGGAGAAAGUUGAUUACCCAAGGAAUGACAGCGGGGAAGUGGCCGCCGUCAUCCAUCCCAAUCUGCAGGAUCAAGACUGGAAACCGUUACACCCUGGAGAUCCCGUGUUUGUGUCUCUUGAUGGCAAGAUUAUUACGCUGGGUGGCGACUGUACCGUGUACCCGGUGUUUGUGAAUGAAGCUGCGUAUUAUGAAAAAAAAGAAGCAUUCGCAAAGACAACUAAACUAACACUCAGCGCAAAAAGCAUCCGCUCCACUUUGCACUAAGUCACCGCAAGCUAACAGUUCUAGGGAGUCUUGCAAACCUCGAGGACUCUGUGAGCGCUCCAAGAGCAGGGCUGUGCCUUAUUCUCAUUCUUUUCCUCAGCACUUGGCCCCUAUGCCUCACGCAGUAAGCAUCCAGGCCAGUUUCUGAAAGGAAAGAAUAAAUUAAUAAAGGCCUUUCAAAUAUAUUUUGAAUGAGUUACUUAUAGCUCAUUCUGGCAAGUGUGUUUCUGUGUUAGUAACAACAUAGUUAACAACCUUUACAUUCAAAACAUAACAUUGAAAUCAGUGCUACAUGCAACUUAGCAUGUAGCAAGACAGUAAGAUAGACUGAAUGUAUGCUUUUAAGUAAUGCAUAAGCACUACUAAAAACUAAUAGUACAAACUUGGUAUUUUUAAGUUUUGACAUCUGAAUUAAUGACAGUGUAUUAAAUGUCCAUUCUGUAAACUCUAGCAAUAACUGAUGUCUGUAGGCAACUUCACAUCUUUCUUCAGAUGAGAUGUGAAAGGAAGUGAAAGCUGGAUGUAAAGGUGAUGCGUGAAUGCAUCCAGAAGCACUCCCCUCAAGGACCUAAUCCUUGUCUUCGAUGUGAAAAGUUUGAAAAAGAUACAUGUUUGCAGCUGUCAUUCUGAAAGAACACAGUCACCCAGAUUCACAAUCAGCAAGGUAUACAUGUCUGGUCUUUGGUCUCCAGAAGCCACCACCAGAGAUGGUGAAGAUGGGUGACAGAAGGCAGUGGGCACUCAUGGAAAUGUGGCCCAAUCUUGUGACUCUGCAUCACCAAUACAUGUUUUCAAGAAGUUCCUCCAUGUCUCAAGUGACAAAAAUCCCUUCCCUCUCAUGAGCCUCUUUAUCUUUUUUUCCGGAGCUAAGGACCAAACCCAGGGCCUUGUGCUAACUAGGCAAGCACUCUACCACUGAGCUAAAUCCCCAACCCCAAGCCUCUUUAAAAGAUCCCUGCUGAGCUGCCUUCCUCCUGUUGCUCCCUACAUGACCCUCACCUCCCUUCAUUCCUCUCUGGAGCCAAAGCAAUCAUGUAAGAAGCAUAUUUAUCCCAUGAUUUGGAACCCACAUUUAUGGAUGCAAUAUACUUAUCAACAAUACUAACACUGAUGCUGGAGAGAUGGCUUGGUUGGUAAAGUGCUCAGCAUGCAAGUAUGAGGACCUGAGUUCAAUUCCUAGCACCCAGAUAAGCCUGAUACAGUGCAGUGCAGCUGAAAUCCCAGUUCAGGGGGAGGUGAAGACAAGAAGGUCCCUGGGGCUGGACAGCCAGCCAGUCUAGUCAAAUCAAUGAGCUCAAAAGUCUCAAAAAAUAAAGUGGGGAGUAACUGGGGAAGGUACUUAACAUGGACCUCUGGCCUCCACAAAUGUACACACACAAAUGAAUGAAUACACACAUACACACAAAAUAAUACAUUAUCUGGAAUAGAUACAUAGAUAAUAGAUACAACUAUAGAUUGAUAUACCAGCCACUGUCAAUAAUUCAAUGAGUGUCCAGUAUACACACACACACACACACACACACACACACACACACACACUUCGUCCAGAGAAAGUCCCAGUAAGCCAAUUUCACCCCAUAUUCAAUUUAUGCAACAUCUCUUUUGUACCUUGCUAAAAUUAGUCCUUGAAAUCUAUUCUUCCUGCUGAAUGUCAUAGUUAAAAUAUAACAUGUCAAUCAGCUUCUACAUGCAAGUGUUGCCAAGCUCCUUGUCUCACUGAUCUAUUUUUUUUAUUUUCCACUUUCUCUGAGCCAGUUUUUUUUACAGCUGUAAGCUACAGCAAGCAGACUAUAUUCUUCCACCAUAAUUUAAUUACAAAAGUUAAAAUGCACAGUUUAGAGUGCCAUGGGUUCAGUUUCCAGAUUGGCUGUUUCUAUCAAGUCUGUUUUUUCUUGACUCAAUUUUUAUAGUCUUCAGAAUUUCUAAUUAUAUGUGAUUAUGUCUAUGCACAUGAUAUCCUGAAUGGGUGCUAUCUAAUUAAAUGUGAUUUUUUAUUUUA
Messenger RNA from Peromyscus leucopus (white-footed mouse), 3097 nucleotides. RefSeq names its product aspartoacylase (gene Aspa). The record is from RefSeq and is a predicted model, not a curated record. Lineage: Eukaryota; Metazoa; Chordata; Mammalia; Rodentia; Cricetidae. Gene Ontology annotation, molecular function: hydrolase activity, acting on carbon-nitrogen (but not peptide) bonds, in linear amides; hydrolase activity, acting on ester bonds. The transcript is spliced from 6 exons. The coding region runs from base 160 to 1098 and encodes 312 amino acids.